Molecule: messenger RNA, 1762 nt
Organism: Hypoxylon trugodes
Lineage: Eukaryota; Fungi; Ascomycota; Sordariomycetes; Xylariales; Hypoxylaceae
Product: putative transaldolase
Exons: 5
Coding region: 540-1538 (332 amino acids)
Biological process (GO): pentose-phosphate shunt, non-oxidative branch; carbohydrate metabolic process
Cellular component (GO): intracellular anatomical structure
Molecular function (GO): transaldolase activity
Source: RefSeq, a predicted model, not a curated record
CCCAUUUCUUCGCACCUAAGUCACGAUGUGCUCUAUCAUAUAAACUAGGCUCCGAUUAGGGUCCGAUUUCGACACAGUGGUUCAACUCAUUAGAUAAUGUGUAAUAUUGUGUCUUCGUAAGCCUAAGGAUACUUUGAAUGGAUAGUUAUUCAACGGCCUAGGUAGAGACGGCUAGCUUUCCUAUGCCAACGCCUUCCACCCGAACCAACUUCGUUCGUAUACCCAGGUAUAAUGGCAAGCUUUUCGCCUCAUGGUGUAUUCCCCCGCUUCACCCCGAAGUCGCUGGCUAUGUAUGCAAGUAAAAAAGACCCAUCCAGAUGUUCAACUACUCUGGAUGAGAGGUAGUAUGGGAGUACACAAUAGGUAAGUUAGGUGGGUGAGUAGCGGGGGAAGUUCGUGUUCGUUCAAUUGCCAGUUAUAUAUCCCAUCAUACGACGUUGGAUAGAUCUGAUGUUUUCUUCGUUAUUUCGCAUCCAAGAAAAUACAUAUACCUCGUUGCUUGAUUGAUAAGACUAAACACACCGACGAGUCCGAAAAAAAUGGGACAACAAAAUCUACUCGACGUGCUACGAUCGCACACUGCAGUUGAUUGUGAUACGUUCGAUGACCAAGUACCAAAGCAACUCGGCCCAUUCGUGGAUUGUACAUCAAACCAGGCCAUCGCAUACCAUGAAUUAAUCCGUGUUGAUGGCGAUGGGAACUUGAUACAUGCGCAAUUGAUUCGUGAUGCCGUUGACUAUGCAUCAUCAAAGAGCAGCGCAUAUCCGGAUGUUACCGCAGCCGAAUUGGCGGUAGAGACCAUGAUGGUCAAGCUGGCUCUCAGAAUAGUGCCUUAUUUGACGGGGUACUCCCAUAUUCAGACAAAUCCAAAGUAUUCCUAUGAUAAGCAGAAAACAAUCAAUAAUGGGAAACGUAUCGUGGCGAUAUUUAAGGACUUAGACCCAAAAUAUGACACCCGACGGGUCUGCAUCAAAGUACCGUCUACCUGGGAGGGUAUGCAAGCGUGCCGCGAAUUAGAGAACCAGGGUAUUGCCACAUUGGCGACAACCAUGUUUUGCCUCGAACAAGCUGCUCUUGCGUCGCAUGUAGGUUGCACCUACAUCGCGCCAUAUAUCAAUGAGCUACGAGUGCACUUUGACGAGAACUAUGUCGACCAACACAAGGCGUUUGACUUCUGCGGUUCCGCUCAACGAUACUACGGGAAAAUCGGAAGCAAAACCAAAGUCUUACCAGCCAGCUUAACAUCCAUCCAAGAAGUUAUGAUGCUAGCCGGCGUUCACCACAUCACUGUCGCACCACACCUGUUGACCAAGUUAGCAGAGACGCCAGCGAAUCCUUGGGAAGGAGACACUGGGAGUGUGAUUCAAAAUCAAAGUCAGGAAGAAUUUAGCGACUAUAAUGGCAUAAUAGAGGACGAGAGUGCUUGGCGCUUAGCUUUUACCCGAAGUCAAGAGGGCAAGGCUGAGGUGAAGAUCAUCCAAGCCAUCAACAUAUUUUGCGACAAACAGGAUGCUCUUGAAGGUCUGGCGCGACAAUGAAGUGUAUGAAUUACUGAAUGGCGUCGAAUUAAUAAGCAAACCUGUUCAACUAUGAUUGAAUUCUCGUGUUGAAAGCUUCGGUUCUUGUUCAUGAUACCCCGUCUUCACAUAUGAUCAUGCCGCUUGCUUCUUUUUGCUGACAUGGAAGAGAAUAAAACGGGAACCGGAGAAAGAAAAGAAAAAAGAGCACUAUUAACCCUGUCAUGCUUCAUCGUGGCGUAAAA